AUGACAACCGCACUCAAAAGAGGAGUGACCAUCAACCCAACUGUCGAAGUUGCAGAAAUUUUGAGCAUCUAUGAUUACACCCCUAACGAGAUAGCAGCUGCUUGGUAUGAUGAAGACGACAUGGACAAAAUCACCCGACAGUGCUUCAAAGUACUACAAAGAAUGGAAGAAUGUGGAGGAACCAAGAACGGCCAAAAGUAUUGCACUCGGGGUCUUGAAGGGCACACUACGCUGGGCUCCAUUAGUAAAAAGAAAACAAGAACGGCUUCGUUCGCAGCAGUGCUUAAUGAGCAAGCAAGGCAAUGGAACAAGAACGAACAAGCAGAUAUUCGAGCUAUUUCAGAUGCAUACAGAAAAACUAGCUCAAGCAGCCAAAUGUGGGCUCAAGUCAGUGGCAUCCAAGAUCGACAGGCCGCAGAUGCUUGCCAUAACGAAGAUGAAGAAGAGAACGACGAUAUCGAUGCGACUACUACGGCAGUUUCAAUCAAGCCCGCAGAGGAGUCGGUUUUCAAAAGCCCCGUAAGCCAAAAACGAAUGGCGAGUGGUUUGGAGAGCGCAGCUGUUUCCAUGAUCCAGCAAGGAGCAAGGGCGGCAUGA
Cylindrotheca closterium is the source of this 597-nucleotide messenger RNA. The record is from the annotation of a GenBank genome assembly. NCBI's taxonomy places the organism in Eukaryota, Bacillariophyta, Bacillariophyceae, Bacillariales, Bacillariaceae.